Molecule: messenger RNA, 1917 nt
Organism: Danaus chrysippus (African queen)
Lineage: Eukaryota; Metazoa; Arthropoda; Insecta; Lepidoptera; Nymphalidae
Source: the annotation of a GenBank genome assembly
AUGUCUGUCACAAUGCCUAAACGAUGGUAUCGUUCGAGAAGGAACCAAAUAGUUAUUAUAGUAUUCAUAGCCGCCAGUAUAAUAUACUACAUAAGUCUCUCUGAUAGUUUACAAAGGGAGCAGAAUCUUGAUAUUACAAGACGACAAUCUGUUAUUGAGUAUAUUGAAAGACGAUUAGAACAAUCUCUGAGACAGGACAAAGGCUCCGGGUGUGAGAUACCCCGGUUGGAUCCAUUCUCUAAAGAAGUCACGCAGUUUGAUAAGGACAUACCCAAGGUUAUGUGUUUGGGAACGGAUUGGGUUAAAUGUUAUCAUUCUAAAUGUAGGGUAGUUCCUAAAAUAUUAAGUACAACCAAAGACAUAGUAUGUUCAUACCAAGACAUAAUAUAUGAGAGUGACCAAAAAUACACAAUCGGUCCUCCCACAGAGGUCAGAGGUGAUAACGAGUAUGUUCUCACUAAGAGCGAUCAUGUAAAGGUUAAGUGUUCAGGGAAACAUAGAGACAGCAUCCUUCCUUCCAAAUGGACCGGUCACUCAAUCGGCUUUCGGUCUACUGUUCAUCCGGAUCUCCCCCCUCCAGGGAGGGAAGAUUCCUUGAACGUGCUCAUCCUAGGAUUCGACUCCACCGCCAAAAACGGUUUCAUACGAAGAAUGCCCAAAAGCUAUAAAGUUUUAAACGAAAUAUUAGGAGCUACUAUUUUGAAUGGGUACAACAUAGUAGGCGAUGGGACGCCCGCCGCCCUGUUCCCGAUCCUGACGGGCAAGACGGAGUUGGAACUGCCUGACGUGAGGAAGAAGAUGAAGAACAACAGAACCUUGGACGACAUGCCCUUCAUAUUCUAUAAGCUGAAGGAUGAAGGUUACCGUACAGCAUAUUUUGAAGAUAUGCCCUGGAUAGGAACAUUUCAGUACAGAUUCAACGGCUUCAAGAAUCAACCCGCGGACCAUUAUUUGCGUGCUUUCUAUUUGGAAGAGUCCAAUAGUGGAAAAAAGUGGUGGAAGGGUUCCCAGAACAAAUACUGCGUGGGAGACACGCCGCAGUAUAAACUAAUGUUGGAUAUUACUGAUCAGUUUCUUCGCCUGGAUGGAAAACGUUUCGCGUUCACAUUCAUAGCGGAUAUAACUCAUGAUGAUUUCAACAUGAUAUCUAUAGCUGAUGAAGAUACAGCAGAAUAUCUUAGAAGGUUUCAUGAUCGCUAUAGAGAAGAUACUUUGUUAAUAGUCAUGGGGGACCAUGGACCUAGGUACGCAAAAGUUCGUGAUACUCUACAAGGGAAACUGGAAGAACGAUUACCUCUCAUGGCGAUCAGACUUCCAGAAAAACUAAAGAAAAUUAGAACAGAGGCUGAGAAGAAUUUGAAGGACAAUGCUGAAGUAUUGACAACACCUCACGACAUAUACGCUACAGUGUUAGAUGUACUGGACCUGACGCAGUUCACUAACACAUAUAGAGUUAAAGGAGCUGAUCUGAACAGGGGACUCAGUCUGUUGGAACCGAUACCAAAGAACAGAUCGUGUAGCGAGGCGGGUGUGGAGGCUCACUGGUGUUCGUGUCUGUCGUGGCAGAACGUGACGGACGAUGACGUCAUGUUCAGGAGGACGGCCGCCGCGCUCGUGGACUUUAUCAAUCAUCUCACUGAGGAGAAGCGGUCGGUGUGCGCGGUUCGUUCUCUCAAGUCAGUGUCUUGGGUGAUGCGAGCGAGGCCCAACAGCGGUGUUUUAACGUUCGUGGAGGCUCGCGAUCAAGACGGAUAUGUUGGCAAGUUUGGUAAUAAAGUUAAACAGACCAGGGAAAACUACCAGUUGAAGAUCGCAGUGGGUCCGGGCCACGGCAUAUACGAAGCGUUAGUGACUUACGUUAUCACUGAGGAUAGAUUUGAAAUUAAUACGAGGGAAAUAUCACGGACCAACGCGUAA